Molecule: messenger RNA, 360 nt
Organism: Pediculus humanus corporis (human body louse)
Lineage: Eukaryota; Metazoa; Arthropoda; Insecta; Psocodea; Pediculidae
Exons: 4
Coding region: 1-360 (119 amino acids)
Source: RefSeq, a predicted model, not a curated record
AUGUCCAUAUCAAGAUCAUCAUCUUAUCAAUCGAAUAUGAGCCUUCCGGUUAUGUUUUGGACAAGCGUUUUCUUAUUACUUUUCGCUCGUGGCGUUUAUUGUAACGAAGAACAAAAUAAAUUCGAUCGAUAUACUAAAAUCGAAUUGGAUCCGAAUCCCCAAGGAUAUACGGGAUCCGAUGUUCGAGAAACGUAUAACGCAAUGAAUAUACUUCGAGAAUUGAUACAAAGGCAUCAACAACAAGAUGAUUGGAGAAAAGUUCCCAUACCCCUUUUAUAUCAAAUCAAAGCAAUCAUCAAUGAUGGAAGGAAAGAAAAAGACAAAAGAGGCAGUUGUGAGAACAUGUUUAUAUUGAUGUGA